AUGCCUUGUUCCCAGGGUGAGCCCCCAGGUAAGGGUACCAGUUUCUUCCUGAGCCAUGACCAGAGCCAUUCCCAGAUAAAUGAGGUUUCCUGGAAGGAUGUUACCAAUGCCUUAUCUCUGGCCAACAUGGUCCUGGGGUUCUUCUCCAUCAUCUUCAGCUUCAGCAGGAAACGUCACUAUGCCUCCUGGAUGCUCCUGGUCAGCUUCCUGUUGGACAUGGCAGUCAGGGCAAUGACCAGCCACAUCAACAUCUGCUCCAAAUGGGGAGCCGAGCUGAAUGACUUUGCCGUCUUCACCACCUUCGGCCUGGCCUCCGCUCUGCUCCUAGGCGUGGAUGGACUUCUGAGUGGGAUCCUGGCCAUCAUCUAUGUGUCAGCUGCUUCUUUCCACUUGUGCUUUUAUUCACCUGGAGUCCCCUCCACAUACAAGGGUCUACCCUGCCCCUAUGCUUCCUGCAUCUUGGCUUCCACCUCCCUUCUGACCAAAGGCAACAGGUUCAUCCUCUGCUGCAUGGCCUCACUCAUGAUUCUCUUCAUGAUGGACCAGAGCUACUAUCCAUAUGACAAAAUCCUGGAGUCUGAGAACUGGAAAAAAUUGGUUUAUAUGGGAGGUGUCAUCAUGCUGUUUUUCUCCCCAUUGUCUCUGUCUGCUUUUUACUGCCUGAUGUGGUCGCUCUCAUACAUCUUCUUUCCAGAUGCUCUUUGGGGCAAGGCAGCCUGUCUUUCGCCACAGCACUGA
This is a messenger RNA of Rhinopithecus roxellana (golden snub-nosed monkey), 738 nucleotides long. RefSeq names its product transmembrane protein 269 (gene TMEM269). The record is from RefSeq and is a predicted model, not a curated record. The transcript is spliced from 6 exons. Bases 1 to 738 code for a protein of 245 amino acids. Lineage: Eukaryota; Metazoa; Chordata; Mammalia; Primates; Cercopithecidae.